Merops nubicus (carmine bee-eater) is the source of this 1520-nucleotide messenger RNA. RefSeq names its product G-2 and S-phase expressed 1 (gene GTSE1). Gene Ontology annotation, cellular component: microtubule cytoskeleton; cytoplasmic microtubule. Gene Ontology annotation, molecular function: microtubule binding. NCBI's taxonomy places the organism in Eukaryota, Metazoa, Chordata, Aves, Coraciiformes, Meropidae. The transcript is spliced from 7 exons. The record is from RefSeq and is a predicted model, not a curated record. The annotation marks the transcript as partial.
AUGGAGGAAGGCAAAGAAAAGGCAGUGUGUGGCUCAAGUCAUGUGACUGAAGAAGAACCGGGUGUUUCCGAGAGCAAUGUUUCAGGCUUUCCUCUUCUGACUGAUGAAAAGUUUGAUUUUGACCUUUCACUUUCUCCAUCAAGUGGGAAUGAAGAGGAGGUUUUUGUUGGACCUUUGGGACACAAAGAGAAAUGUAUUUCUGUCAAUGUUGAAGCAAAAGAACGUGCUAAAAAAAUAAGUGAAUCAUCUUCUGAUAGUAACCUCAUGUGGAGCCCACUUACAGGAGAGAAAUUUGUGGAAAUUUUCAAAGAAGCUCAUUUGUUAGCACUGCAGAUUGAGACUGAAAGCAAGAAUGAAAAGAACAAAAGCCAAGUGGAAGAACGGGAAAACAAGACCGUAGAAAAAUUUGUGCAGGACUCAAAGUCAAAACUUAAAAUGCUGAGAAACCUAAAUAUAAAAAAAAGUCCCAGGGCUGUUAAAAGAGAGACAUACUGUGUGCAGGAUAGCCCAGCAUGUCAGCUGCCACCUUUUUUUCAGAAGCAAUCUGACAAACUUUUGUCAGAUGACAAAGCACACGCUCUUCAUACUCCUCCCAGCAGAAGCCCUGUUAAAAUGCAUCUGUCUCCUGCAGAAGUUGCCAGUUCACUUCUGACACAAGAACAGCAAACUAAAGAAAAAAAUACAAAGACAACUGGCAAACUGCCAAUGGCAAAACCUCUGCCUGCUCUUGGAAAAAGCAAUUUGUUGAUCAUUGGAAAGCCCAAACCAGGACAACUUACUAGCAUUUCUACAAAAAGAGACUUGAACAGCAUAGGAUCACCUGAGGAUCUAAUUUCUGAUAAAUCUAGUGCUGCUUCAGAUGUCUUUGAGUCUUCAUUCGGUGGCGGUUCCUCAGUGCAAGAUAAAGCCCUUCCUGCACCAAAUAAGGCUGGCUUAAAGAAGACAACACAUCUGAAGCUUCCUGGUGUUGCCAGUGGUAUCACAAGGAAAAAUACUUCAUCUUCAUCAUCAGUUUCCAGCACAACCUCAAGUCUGAAUUCAAGUUUACCCAUUUCUCCAGUAGGAAAAAAUGGAAAAUCAAAUGUGACUUCAAAAACUAGUGUGAGUGGCUCUAAGUUUCCAUCUAAUAUAAACAGGCUGUCCCUUGUCAGACCUACCCGACUGUCAUCUCUGCAGACUGCCAAUAGUGAGAAAGCCAGGGAGCCAGCCAGGUCAGCCAGUACUCCCAGAAUAUCUAGUGCUGUGACAAUGGCCAAAUCUUCAGCUGCAACAGCAUCUGAGGCUGCAGGCAGUGGAAUUCAGAGGCUGAGCUCUGUUCCCAGUCUGCAGAAACUCUGUCAGCAGAAUGAAGAUGGAAGUGCAACAAAAGGAAGCCUUUGUCCAAAGGCCAAGGCCAGAGUUCUGUCCGUUUCUGCUAGUCAGACUAAGGUUCCAGGGAAGACUGGAGGUACACCAACAAGCAAACUGGCACCAAAAGCAACACCAUCUCUUGGAUUAACAUUUUGUGGCACGCUUGGAAG